AUAAAUCGAGAAAAUUAAUAAAUUUGGUAGACAUUCGAGCUGCUACUAAAUUCCAAUAAACAAGUCACACACAAUCACACAAAGCAACAUUGAAAAUAUUGCGAAAAUGAUGAGUUUCACAUACAAGGAUCUGAUAGACGUGGCCAUCGGCUCACCGGAAUCGGGUCACGUCAAUUUCUAUGCUUUGCACGUGCUCCUCUCGAACUUUGCACACAAGCUGGAAUGCUUGGACGAGCCCGUCGAACAGGACGAUUAUCUGCUGGCCAAUAUGCGAUUCCAGAGCAGCCUGAUUGGCAAAUCCUCCAGAUAUCGUAUGCAGGCCGGUGGCGAUGAGGAAGAAGCAGCCACAGAGGUGCCCAACGAACCACCACCAGCAGAGGUAGCUCCAGCUGUCGCAGAGGCAGCAGCUUCAACUCCAGCAGAGCCUGCCGGUGCUGAUCUUGCCGCUGCUGAGCCUGCCGCAGCGGAGGCUGCACCAGCUGAGGCGGAGCAGACACCAGUUGAGCCGACACCAGCUGAGCCGACACCAGCUGAGCCGACACCUGCUGAGCCAGAGCCGACACCAGAAUCGCAGGUUGCUGCAGCUCCAAACUUCAUCGCUCCACCGGAGGAAGCCGAAUCCGUGCUACCUCCAGCCGAACCAGAUUUGCCAACACCAACCGUGCCCUCUCGCGGCUCCUCGCGCACCUCUAAGCUGGAGAAAUCUCAGUCGCGCGUUGAAGGCUCCGUCAUAGGCGGCAUGGCCAAGUUGGAGCGAAGGAUCUCCAGGGUCGAAUUGCUGAAGGAGCAAAAGGAUUUGGAGUUUCAGAACUUCGCGAAUACGCUGACGGGCCAAAUGAAAUUGACGAUGGAGCAGCUGAACAAUGUGACCCACUUGGUGCUCGAUAGCAAACCGAAUCCGGAACGCAUCAAGCUAUUGCGGAACAUAGCCCGGCAGCUGCGUGUUCUGAUGCGUGUGGCCGGUGACGAGGUGUCCAUCAGUCGGAGCAGCGGUGAACUGGUCAUCGAGGAACUGGAGGGCGACGAGGAGGAGGAGCUGUGCGUAGAAGAGAUCACCACGUCCACGGAGCAGGUCAAGGCCGAGGAGCAACUAGAUCUGGAGCCACAUUUGUGCUAUGCACCCGAUCGCAUGCUGACCGAGCUACUUGAACUCAAAUCCGAGUUCUGUUCGCUGACCAACAAGGUCAACGAACUCGCCGCGGAGCUGAUCAAACAGGAUGCCAAACGCCUGCUGGAGAUGAUGCAGGAGAUGCAGAUGACAGUGCGAGAGAUUAAGCUAUCCUCUGCCGGCAAUCAGGAGGCGAAUGAAGGAAUGCAGAAUAAACUGAAUGCGGCAACGGUACAGAUACAAACACUCAAGAAUUCGGUGGCACAUCUGGAUGAGAUCAAGAUUGAUAAGGCCGAUGUGGAGUUGCUGCUAGCGGAGAAGGUAGACUUUCCCCAGUUGGCGACGAAGGUGUCGCUCGAGCAGCUCGAGGAUUACAAAGAGCGACUGGAGAAACAGUUCUGCGAGGUGCGUCACAUCAUCAAUGUGAACGAGAAGAAUGUCCUGCAAAUUAUUGAUGGUCUACGCAUGACACUGGGCAUCGAUUCGCUGGAGCUCAGCCUGAAGGAUUUCCGCGAGAUGAUCGAGAAACGUGUCGCCCUCAUUGCCGAGGCCCUGCACAGAUAUAUGGAAAUGACGAACGAUGAUUGCGCCGCUGCCGCCGGGCGUGUCAAGGUCAUGCAGGAGCUGGCAUGCCUCUCCUGCGACACGCCCUGUGUAAUGCGCACCAUGGAGCGCUCCAAGCUGCCCAAUCCAACAGCGGCCAAGGCCUCAUUCAGCAUGGGGCCAUUGGUUACCUUCGAACUGGGCCAGUUACGCAAAUCGGGCGUUGGCGCCAACUAUCGCAAGGACUUUGCCAAUCCUUGCGGCACCGGACUCGGACUCGGCACAGUGCCCGUCAAUAAGUGUGUGCCUCGUCAUGCUGGUGGCCUGCACACCAUUUACACGGCCGAGGAGCAUGUGCAGAAGGUGAUUCUGUCCAAGAGGAAUACGGGUUGGAUUUAAGCAAGUGGUUGCCACUUGCAUUUCACUGCGUUGUCAUUGUAAAUUUCUUAAGGAAACUGCACAAACAAAUUGAAUACAAUAUAUGUAUAUAUUAAAUAUAGUUUAGACUAAAUUAUGUUAAGUUAUAAUCAUAUAUAUAAAAUAAUUUAAAAUCAAUUGUUUUCAAAAUUUAA
Messenger RNA from Drosophila grimshawi, 2223 nucleotides. RefSeq names its product coiled-coil domain-containing protein 96 (gene nis). The record is from RefSeq and is a predicted model, not a curated record. The coding region runs from base 107 to 2050 and encodes 647 amino acids. The transcript is spliced from 2 exons. NCBI's taxonomy places the organism in Eukaryota, Metazoa, Arthropoda, Insecta, Diptera, Drosophilidae.